Cyclocybe aegerita is the source of this 1722-nucleotide messenger RNA. The record is from the annotation of a GenBank genome assembly. NCBI's taxonomy places the organism in Eukaryota, Fungi, Basidiomycota, Agaricomycetes, Agaricales, Hemipholiotaceae.
AUGUCUUCACUAGAAUCCGCAUCGACAGCCUCGUCGACACUAGACUCCUUGCUCGAUUCUCAACUACACAAUUUGUUGUGUCGUAUUCGCUCUCUCACCACUAUCUUGCAAGGCCCGAAGGAAUGUGAUCCGGCUACAGCUGCCAAAGAGAACGCAAUCCCCGACUUCUUUAAUCACCUUACUACACUUCUUUCAUGCGGCGACAAGGACAAUCAGGAUGGCGCAAAGGCCAUAGCCGUCACGGGGGCCACGUUUGUAGAAGGAUUUCGUGCACUGGUGGUGACCCCGACAAACCCAGACGCAACGACGGACUUUGCAGGCCUGUUGAAAGUCCAAAAGAUCGCCCGAGAUGAAGAUCGAACCGUAGACGAUGUGGUUGAAGGGGCGAUCGAUGUCCCGCUCCAGGAACAUAUCAAGGAUAUUAUAACGGUGCUGUCUGGCCUUGAGUUUGACACUGUAUCCGGUACGAGCGACGACUUCAAUCACUUUUGCAUAUUCGUCGUUGCUCGUUGCUUCCGAACGCUACGGGCCCGCGUUCUUUCAGACAAGGUGCUGCGAGAACGAGUUUUCAACACGCUCCGCUUCUGGAAACCACCGGACGAAUUUGAUGUUCCAAUCCUCAAGUUUGGCCGUGGAGACACCAUUCUCCAUUGGGUGCACUUUCUUGCUUGGAUUCUUACGAAACUCGAUUCUGCUGUCAAGGACGUUCAUCAGGUUUACUCCAGCCAGACAAACGUCGACGCAAAAAUAUUUUCCAGGGUUAAUGCCCUAUGCCGUGACCUGUACUUCUUCUUGGAGCUGAAAGAUGGAUAUAUCGUAAGGACUCUUCUUAAGAGUGUCGAAAACGUAUUUCGUCUUCGUGUUACUGACUCGGAUAAAGACGUCGGGAAAGAACGCCAAACCGAUAUGCGAAUGGAAAAGCAAGAAAACAUGGCGACGCUAGUGCUCCGUUAUCUCAAGGGAAUCGCGUCCUGGCAUACGGCCAUCUUCGCCCUCCUUCAGGAUACGAAGACGAAGGAGCUCGCUAAAAGCGCCACGGUCGGUCUCAUCGAGGUCUAUCCCCAGAGCGAGGAAGUCGCUCCUUUCGCAGAGCUUGAGAAAGAAUACUACCGACGUUUCCCGCGCGCAGAUGUUCAAGAACGUCGCGAUAUUGUGGCCCUACUCGGCGAACACUACAAACCGGCCUUCACAGGCAGUGUUCACGCUGAAGCUGCUUUGAUGGGAAUUUUCAAUCACUACUACCAGAACAAUGCCCCCCCUCUCCCGCAAGACGUGGUAGACGUACCCGAUCUGUUACGGGAAUUAGUAGACCCACUAUGUCUGGAUAAUUUCUGGUUAGCGUCAUGCGAUCCCUACAUGGUUUUGGAGCUCCGCCGGGCUAACAAGGGGAGAGCUAUCGCUGUGAGCGAGAAAUGCUGCUGGUGCUGUCAGCGCCUUCGUGAACUCGUCGAGCCGAAGAUCGCCUUGCCCGGUACACAUGGGAUUCUAGUCGCCUGGAACCCGCCUUCUGUUGGGAUUGAUGCUAAAGUCCUCGAGAAACUAGGGGACGAGUUAUGGUUAAAGCUGCGACGACGUCUGUGGGAUAGAGCCUCCUCCAUGGCCCAUUUGGACCAUAGCUCUGGGACAAGCCCUGAAACACUGCCGAUAACUGACAUGGCCUUACCCGCCUCCGAGAAGAAAGAAGAAAUUGACGAGGCUACUUCUUGGGCUAGAUAUGAUUAA